Astyanax mexicanus (Mexican tetra) is the source of this 2457-nucleotide messenger RNA. It is a transcript of the gene nefmb, whose product is annotated as neurofilament medium chain b. Gene Ontology annotation, cellular component: axon; intermediate filament; postsynaptic intermediate filament cytoskeleton. The transcript is spliced from 3 exons. NCBI's taxonomy places the organism in Eukaryota, Metazoa, Chordata, Actinopteri, Characiformes, Acestrorhamphidae. The record is from RefSeq and is a predicted model, not a curated record. The coding region runs from base 55 to 2052 and encodes 665 amino acids. Gene Ontology annotation, biological process: neurofilament bundle assembly. Gene Ontology annotation, molecular function: structural constituent of cytoskeleton.
CGCACCCAGCCGAGCCGCAGGACCCCGUCACCCAUCCCGCACUGCGCACUGGACAUGAUAGUGACCCGCGGACGAGUCUUUGAACCGAGCGCUGUGCGUUCUUCUCCAAAGCCCGGCGCCAUGAGACCUCUUCCGUGGUCCAGAUCCAGCCCGGUUCUGCCAGGUCCGUUCAACAGAAGUCUUUACAGCCUCCGCGCGCUCUCGCCUCCCGACCCUCUGGAGCUCGGCUCCGCGCACAACGGAGAGCACGCUCGCAGCAACGAAAAGGAACAGCUUCAAGGGCUGAACGAGCGCUUCUCAAGUUACAUCGACAAGGUGCACUACCUGGAGGAGCAGAACAGACAGCUCGAGGAGGAGAUUCACGCGCUGCGGCGGCAAAAACUGUCGCAGUCGCACCUGAGCGGCGCAUAUGAGCAAGAGAUCAGCGACUUGCGCUCCACCCUGGAGCAGCUGAACCACGAGAAGAACCGGAUCCUGCUGGACGCGGAGCGCGCGGACGAGGAUAUCCAGCGGCUGCGGGAGCGCUGCGAGGAGCAGGAGCGCGCACGGCAGCAGGUGGAGUUGUCGGCACUCGGCAUGAAGAAGGACGCAGACGGCGCGCUCGUGAUGAAGGUGGAGCUGGAGAAGAAGAUCCAGGCGCUGCUGGAUGAGACGAACUUUUUGCGCGACCACCACGAAGAGGAGGUGCGCGAGCUCGUGGCUCAGCUCCAGGCCGCGCGGGUCCCGGUGGAGCGGGGAGACUUUCAGAAGCCCGACAUCACCUCCGCGCUCCGGGAGAUCCGCGCGCAGCUCGACGGCCUCUCCUCCAAGAAGCAGAACACGGCCGAGGCCGUGUUACGGAUUCGGUACUCCGUGUUGACAGGAGCGGCCGAGCAGAACAAGGACGCAAUUAAAUCCGCGCGCGACGAGAUCGCUGAUUACCGCCGCCAGCUGCAAUCAAAGAACGCCGAAUUAGAGGCUCUGCGCGGCACCAAGGAGUCCCUGGAGAGGCAACUGGGUGCCAUCGAGGAGCGUCACAACACCGACAUCAGCAGCUACCAGGAAAUGAUCCACCAGCUGGAGAAUGAUCUGAGAAGGACAAAGUGGGAGAUGACUCAUCAUCUUCAAGAAUAUCAGGACUUGCUGAAUGUUAAGAUGGCUCUAGAUGCUGAAAUUGCAGCUUACAGGAAACUUCUGGAGGGAGAAGAAACUCGUUACAAAACUUUCUCUGGAAGCAUUCCAAAUGCCAUGUUUAGCUACAGUCAUUCCAAAACUCCAAAAAUCCAGCACAACAUUGUGAAAAACACUGAUGAGGCUGCAGAGGAAAGGGAUAUAGAUGAUGACUUGGCGGAUGUAGCGAAAGAGCUCUCCGCUGAGGAUGAAGUGGUCAAGGACAAGAUAGUUUGUUCUAGUAAACAAACACUUGGUGCAGAGCAGGAAGAGUGGGAAGAGAAAGAAGCAGAUGAAGGAAAAGGGGGAAGUGGGAAAGAAGAAGAGGGCGGAGCAAAAGAGGAAACGAGGGAAGAUCAGCUGCUUAGCGAAGGAGAAGGAAUGGAAAAAGAAGAGACAGGAGGAACUGAAGACAAAGAAGAGGAGGGAAAAGGUGAAGAACGAGAAGAAACAGAACUAAGUAGUACCAAAGGUGAAACAACAGGAAGUGAGCCAUACAAAAAAGGUGAAGUAGAAGAGGAGGAGGAGGAGGAGCAACUCAAAGGAAAUGAGGAAUAUAAAGAUGCUCUGACAGAGACAAAUGAGAACAAGGAUGAGCCUGAGGAAGAAGAAAGGAGUGGUAACAGGCCAAGCGAGGAUGAGGAGAAUAGCAAUGCUGAGGAGGAAGAGGCAGAACAAAAAGAUAAAAGUCCCAAACCAGGAAAGAAAGCAAUGGAGAAGGAAGAAAACUGGAGCCAUAAAAGCCCCACCAAGGAGGGUCUUACAAAAAUUGUAGAAUCCAUCACCACCGAAGAGAAAAAUAUUACCAAAGCAGCUCCCAAAAAAGAGAACAAGGCAGAAAAAGAGCAAGAAAAAAAGAAGGAUGUAGAAAAAGUAAUAACGAAUACAAAAGACAACAAUUGAUGAUGGUAAAAAUGUUAUAGCUAAUUUCAAUAGAUAACACCAAUACAAAGCAAUAAUACAAAGCAAUACAGCUGGCUUUGCAUGAGUAUUAAAGAUUUGCAUGUACUUGGAGAGACCAAUAGAUUAAGCCAAGCCAGAAAAACAGUCAACAAUUCAAUGUUUUCCUGCUGAAAUUGUUUGCAACACUGUUAACUGGAAUUUGCAGCCAUGUGAUCUAAUGUUUUUGCAACAGUUGUUUGGUGCUAUUAUAUUAACAUACAUAUGUCAUUUAAGCCUAAACUACUAAAACCUCAUUGUUUGUUUCUAAAAACAUACAGCAAAACAAUAGCAUUUAAGCAAAUUAUUUAAAUGAGUUAAAAUGAAGGUGCUGCAACACUCUUGAGUCAAUAAAAAUAGUUAUUUACA